This is a messenger RNA of Lactuca virosa, 552 nucleotides long. Lineage: Eukaryota; Viridiplantae; Streptophyta; Magnoliopsida; Asterales; Asteraceae. The record is from the annotation of a GenBank genome assembly.
AUGUGGCCACCUACUGACUUCAUACCACCUCUUCCACCAAUGAAGAGAAGAAUGCCAGGUAGACCAAAUGUUAACAGAAGAAGAGAUGCAUCAGAGAAGCUACCAAUGCACACUGUGUCUAAGGCAGGGAAAACAAUAUCAUGCAGUGUUUGUAAAAAUGUGGGGCAUAACAAGGUCACAUGUCCUCAAGCUGAAAGACCUCAAGUGCAAAAACCUGAAGUUGGUAGGAGGCCCAAACUAAAUGUUAAAAAAAGGAAAACAGGUGUCAAUGGAAAAGGUGAAGCAGCAGGAGGGGUCAAUGGAAAAGGUGAAGGAGCAGGAGGUGUCAAUGGAAAAGGUAAAGGAGAAGGAGAUAUCAAUGGAAAAGGUGAAGGAGCAGGAGAUGCCAAUGGAAAAGGUGAAGGAGAAGGAGGUGGCAAUGAUAAAGGUGAAGGAGCAGGAGGUGUCAAUGAAGGGCAAAAUGGUCAAGGAGCAAAAUCAGUGCACGAAGGGCAAAAAGGUCAAGGAGCAGCAGUUGUUGCUGCUGGAAGGAUAUCUAAAAGAAAGAAAUAA